AUGGCGACGACGACGACCACCACCACCACCACUGCCACCACCACAAACAACCACACAAACCAACCCCUACACUUCCGCGUCGCAACCCCGACCGACGCGGCCCGGCUCUACCCGCUCGUGCAAUCCGCCUACCGCGGCAACGAGAGCCGGCUCGGCUGGACGAACGAGGCCGACCUGCUCGCGGGCGACCGCAUCAGCGUCGAGGGCAUCCUCGCCAAGAUCACCCACCCGGAGGGCGCCGUCCUGCUCGCCACUGCCACUACCGCUCACACUAGUAGUAGUGCUGCAAAUGGGGCGGCGGCCGAGGAGGGGGAAGAAGAAGAGGUGUUGAUAGCCUGCUGCGAAGUCCUCCGCCGCACGCCCGAGACGGCCUACUUCGGGAUGUUUGCCGUUUCGCCGCGGCGGCAGGGGGGCGGGGUGGGGAAGCAGGUGCUUGCGCAUGCCGAGGAGCACUGCAAGCGGCUGAUUGCGUGGUAUCUGCGCCGGGGGUACCGGCGGACCGGGGAGGAGGUGGCGUUUCCGUAUGCUGAUUUGGCGCGGACGGGCGGGGUGGCGCUGAGGGAGGAUUUGCAUAUGGUGAUUUUGGCAAAGGAUUUGCGAUAG
Messenger RNA from Chaetomium strumarium, 603 nucleotides. RefSeq lists its product as uncharacterized. The coding region runs from base 1 to 603 and encodes 200 amino acids. NCBI's taxonomy places the organism in Eukaryota, Fungi, Ascomycota, Sordariomycetes, Sordariales, Chaetomiaceae. Gene Ontology annotation, molecular function: acyltransferase activity, transferring groups other than amino-acyl groups. The record is from RefSeq and is a predicted model, not a curated record. The transcript has 2 exons.